Messenger RNA from Polypterus senegalus (gray bichir), 4200 nucleotides. It is a transcript of the gene atp11a, whose product is annotated as ATPase phospholipid transporting 11A. Gene Ontology annotation, cellular component: trans-Golgi network; endoplasmic reticulum; recycling endosome. The transcript has 30 exons. NCBI's taxonomy places the organism in Eukaryota, Metazoa, Chordata, Cladistia, Polypteriformes, Polypteridae. Gene Ontology annotation, molecular function: ATPase-coupled intramembrane lipid carrier activity; ATP hydrolysis activity; ATP binding. The coding region runs from base 410 to 4009 and encodes 1199 amino acids. Gene Ontology annotation, biological process: phospholipid translocation. The record is from RefSeq and is a predicted model, not a curated record.
GCGUUGAAAGAUAAACCCCCUGACGGCUGUCAGGCGAGACUGGAUCAAAUCACAGGAGACGAAGUGAGAGAAUAAAGCGACGGCACAACAAGAGCGAGCUGUUGUUACCUUCGCCGCCGCCCGAGAGCGAGAGAUAAGAGCAGCGAAUCUACAACCACGCUAAAGAAACAAAGACCCGCCGGCUAUGAGUUUCUUUGCUUCAUCCGGCUAUGACUGCCCCGCAACCUUAUAGAGGUGCGCUACUCUACUAAGUGAGAGCGCCCGCUCGGCCCCCCGGAGCCCUGCCGUGCUGUACCUCGCCGCUGGUUGCCUCAAUGGAUCUUCCUUCAGAGUUAAGCCGGAGCCGCGACUAAAGUGAGCACACGAGACUGGACGGACGGACGGACGGACGGACGAACGAACCAACAGGAUGGACUGCAGCUACAUCAGGAGUCUCAUCAACAGAUACUGUGCGGGAGAAGAAAACUGGGUGGACAGCCGAACAAUAUAUGUUGGACAUCGUGAGCCCCCACCUGGUGCUGAGGCCUACAUCCCACAGCGCUAUCCCGACAACAGGAUUGUCUCUUCCAAGUAUACGUUCUGGAAUUUUGUACCAAAAAAUUUGUUUGAACAGUUCAGAAGAAUUGCAAAUUUUUACUUCCUCAUCAUUUUUCUUGUGCAGUUGAUAAUUGACACUCCAACCAGCCCAGUCACAAGCGGACUUCCACUUUUCUUUGUGAUCACUGUGACAGCCAUUAAGCAGGGAUAUGAAGACUGGCUCCGGCAUAAAGCGGACAAUGCAGUGAACCGGUGUCCUGUUCACAUCAUCCAACAUGGAAAAGUAGUCCGAAAGCAGAGCAGAAAGCUGAGGGUUGGUGAUAUUGUCCUGGUGAAGGAGGAUGAAACAUUCCCAUGUGAUUUAAUCUUUCUGUCAUCAAGCCGUGAGGAUGGAACCUGUUUUGUUACAACUGCAAGUCUGGAUGGAGAAUCUAGUCAUAAGACAUAUUUUGCUGUUCAAGACACCAAAUCGUUCCACACUGAAGAAGAGGUGGACAGAAUUAAUGCAACUAUUGAAUGUGAACAGCCACAGCCUGACCUUUACAAAUUUGUUGGCCGCAUCAACAUAUACCAGAACCGGGAUGAGCCCGCUGCCAGGCCUCUGGGAUCAGAAAACUUGCUGCUUAGAGGAGCCACUCUGAAGAAUACGGAAUACAUUUUUGGUGUUGCCAUCUACACUGGCAUGGAAACCAAAAUGGCUCUGAACUACCAGUCUAAGUCUCAAAAGCGAUCUGCAGUUGAGAAGUCCAUGAAUGCCUUCCUGGUUGUGUAUCUGUGCAUUUUAAUCAGCAAGGCUCUGGUCAACACAGUCCUAAAGUAUGUGUGGCAGAGUAACCCUAAUCGGGACGAGCCCUGGUACAACCAAAAGACGGAAUCUGAACGGCAGAGGAACACGUUCCUCAAAGCUUUCACUGACUUCCUGGCCUUUAUGGUGUUGUUCAAUUACAUCAUUCCAGUGUCCAUGUACGUCACAGUGGAGAUGCAGAAAUUCCUGGGCUCUUACUUCAUAACCUGGGAUGAAGAAAUGUUUGAUGAUGAGCUGGGGGAAGGGGCCCUAGUAAACACAUCAGAUCUGAACGAAGAGCUUGGACAAGUGGAAUAUGUAUUUACAGACAAAACUGGGACACUGACUGAAAACAAUAUGCAGUUCAUUGAGUGCUGCAUUGAUGGGCACGUCUAUGUACCACAUGCCAUCUGUAAUGGGCAAAUCAUGCCUGGAACCACAGGCAUUGAUAUGAUUGAUUCAUCUCCCGUAGAAGAAGGAAUGGAAAGUGAAGAACUUUUCUUUCGUGCCCUGUGUCUAUGCCACACAGUGCAGGUUAAAGAAGAGGAAACGGUAGAUGGGAUAAAGAAAGGGCUUCAGCAGUGCAGCAAAUCUUCCUCCUCCUCAGUCUAUAUCUCUUCUUCCCCCGAUGAGGUGGCUUUGGUGGAAGGCAUGAAGCGACUUGGUUUCACGUACUUGCGACUUAAAGAUAGCUACAUGGAAAUCCAAAAUAGAGAAGAUUCCAUUGAAAGGUUUGAGCUAAUGGAAGUGCUUAGCUUUGACUCUGUUAGAAGACGCAUGAGUGUCAUUGUUAGGUCACACACAGGGGAUUAUUAUCUCUUUUGUAAAGGGGCAGAUUCCUCAAUAUUUCCUAGAGUGAUUAAAGGCAAAGUGGAACAAGUCCAAGCGCGAGUUGAGCACAAUGCUGUGGAGGGCCUGAGAACACUAUGUGUUGCAUAUAAAAUGCUCAAGCAAGAUGAAUACGAGAGUGUCUGCCGACAGCUGAACAGUGCAAAGCUGGCUUUACAUGACCGGGAAAAGAAAUUGGCAGAGGCCUAUGAUGAAAUUGAGCAGGAUCUGAUCUUACUAGGGGCAACUGCAGUAGAAGAUCGCCUGCAAGAAAAAGCUGCUGACACAAUUGAGUCCCUACACAAAGCAGGCAUGAAGGUGUGGGUGCUGACGGGUGACAAGAUGGAGACUGCUGCUGCUACCUGCUAUGCAAGCAGACUUUUCCACAGAAACACUCAAAUUCUAGAGCUGACCACCAAGAGAACAGAGGAACAGAGCCUUCAUGAUGUGUUGUUCGAGUUAAGCAGGACUGUGCAUCAACACUCGGGCAGCCUGAGCCGUGACAGCAUCUCUGGGCUUUCACAGGAUAUGCCGGACUAUGGUUUAAUAAUUGAUGGAGCAACUCUGUCUUCAGUCAUGAAGCCUACAGAAGAUGGGAGCUCUGGAAACUACAAAGAGAUCUUUCUGGAGAUUUGCAGGAACUGCAGUGCUGUUCUGUGCUGCCGAAUGGCUCCACUACAGAAAGCUCAGAUUGUGAAACUCAUUAAAGCUUCAAAGGAGCAUCCCAUCACACUUGCCAUUGGUGAUGGGGCAAAUGAUGUCAGCAUGAUUUUGGAAGCUCAUGUUGGGAUUGGUAUUAUGGGGAAAGAAGGCCGGCAAGCUGCAAGGAACAGUGACUAUGCAAUUCCAAAAUUUAAACACUUGAAAAAGAUGCUACUGGUUCAUGGCCAUUAUUACUACAUUAGAAUAGCAGAACUAGUGCAAUACUUCUUCUAUAAGAAUGUCUGUUUCAUCUUCCCUCAGUUUCUUUACCAAUUCUUCUGUGGCUUUUCCCAGCAGCCUUUAUAUGACACUGCCUACCUAACACUGUACAACAUUAGCUUCACAUCUCUGCCCAUCUUGCUGUACAGCCUCAUUGAGCAACAUAUCGGCAUGGACAAUCUGAAGAGAGACCCAUAUCUUUACAUGGAUAUUAGCAAGAACUGUCUGCUCCGCUGGAGGACUUUCAUUUACUGGACAUUCCUUGGUGUUUUUGAUGCCCUUGUAUUUUUCUUCGGUGCUUAUUUUCUCUUUGAUAACACAACCUUGACCAGCAACGGACAGCUAAUGACAGCCAACACGCACCUGAUGUUUGGCAACUGGACAUUUGGGACUCUGGUCUUCACUGUGCUGGUGUUCACUGUCACGUUAAAGCUUGCACUAGAUACUCACUACUGGACCUGGAUAAACCACUUUGUCAUCUGGGGCUCACUACUUUUCUAUGUUGUAUUCUCUCUUCUCUGGGGAGGUAUCAUUUGGCCCUUCUUGAAUUACCAGAGAAUGUACUACGUUUUCAUGCAGAUGCUGUCCAGCGGCCCUGCCUGGCUGGGAAUUAUUUUGCUUAUCACUGUCAGUCUUCUCCCAGAUGUAGUUAAAAAAGUAAUUUGCCGGCAGCUGUGGCCUACAACAGCAGAGAAAAUUCAGAAUGCUGAAAAACAAUUGAAACCUGAUGGCUUCUCAGAGUUUACCCCACUGUCUUCACUUCACAGUUCAAACUAUAGAAACAGUGACAGAAGAAACCAACCACAAAGAAGGUCUGAUCAGCUUUCCAAAAAACUAAUGUAUACUCACUGGGGUAACCAUGAUUAUUGCACUUUUAGUUCCUUAAGUGUCUCAGACAGCAAGUCCAACAGCAGCUCAGGUCUGGAGACCUCUGUGUGACACAGCGCAUUAUGGCCCAAGCCUUUUACGUUCAUCUGUGGAGUCAAGACAUAGGAUUAGUUACCGAGUCGGGUGCUGUGCACCCCUGCUGUUAAAAGCCACUAUUACUUGAAUGAAAUUUCUUACUGGAGCUUUAUGAUCAAUCGAAUAAAACCAAAUGUGAGCCGCUUGGCGGCAGUGUCACCAUAGUA